Messenger RNA from Stegodyphus dumicola, 748 nucleotides. It is a transcript of the gene Adk2, whose product is annotated as Adenosine kinase 2. The record is from RefSeq and is a predicted model, not a curated record. Lineage: Eukaryota; Metazoa; Arthropoda; Arachnida; Araneae; Eresidae. Gene Ontology annotation, cellular component: cytosol; nucleus. Gene Ontology annotation, molecular function: adenosine kinase activity. Gene Ontology annotation, biological process: purine nucleobase metabolic process; purine ribonucleoside salvage.
AUUACUAGCUUUUUCUUGACUGUCAGUCCUACCUCUAUAAUGUAUAUAGUUGAGCAUGCAUGCAAAAAGAACAAAGCAUUCUGCAUGAACCUGAGUGCCCCCUUCUUAUGCCAAUUCUUUAAAGAACCUAUGAUGAAAGCUUUUCCAUAUGUAGAUAUAUUAUUUGGAAAUGAGCAAGAAGCUCUAGCAUUUUCUAAAGAACAGGAAUUUGGUACUGAAAACAUAGAAGAAAUAGCCUUACAGAUUCAGAGCUUGCCAAAAGAAAAUGAAAAAAGAUCUCGAAUUGUAAUCAUUACUCAGGAAGAGAAUCCAAUUAUUUGUGCUACAGAUGGAAAAAUCACAAAAUACCCUGUAACAUAUGUUAAAGCAGAAGAAAUAGUUGAUACCAAUGGAGCAGGUGAUGCUUUUGUGGGAGGAUUUCUAGCUCAAUACAUAAUGGAGAAACCAUUAGAUGUAUGCAUUAGAUGUGGGAUAUACGCUGCUACUGAAGUAAUUAAGCAGUCCGGAUGUACUUUACCAGAAAAGUCAAAUUUUAUAGAAUAAUAAUAACAUAUUUCCUAAGCAGGACCAUAUGAGAUUAUAACAGAAAAAUGAUUUUCUUUUUUGGGCUUUAAUAUUUUGUAUACAUGUAUUCUUUAUUUAAAAUGCAUUAUUUUUUAUGAUUAUUAUUUAUAGAUACUAGGUGAAGUAUUUGUACAAGUUUUUUCAUAAUAAAAAUUGCUUUCAUGAGCAGCUGUUAUAAUUUAAA